This is a messenger RNA of Megalobrama amblycephala (Wuchang bream), 1752 nucleotides long. RefSeq names its product gastrula zinc finger protein XlCGF57.1-like. Gene Ontology annotation, biological process: central nervous system development; regulation of transcription by RNA polymerase II. Gene Ontology annotation, cellular component: nucleus. Bases 322 to 1623 code for a protein of 433 amino acids. The transcript has 3 exons. The record is from RefSeq and is a predicted model, not a curated record. Lineage: Eukaryota; Metazoa; Chordata; Actinopteri; Cypriniformes; Xenocyprididae. Gene Ontology annotation, molecular function: RNA polymerase II cis-regulatory region sequence-specific DNA binding; DNA-binding transcription factor activity, RNA polymerase II-specific.
AAAUCAAUAUCACUUCAGAACAGAUUAGAAUGUAACCUAUAGCAUCAAUCUCAGUUUUACACGUAGGCUACGUUAGGGUAUGAGCUAUGAAUUUUGUUGUGCACUAAUUAGGGUCCUCAAGGUGGCAACACUGGCCCGAGCCGUUGCUUUCACAGUCGCAAAAGAAAUCUACCGAAGAAGACAACAAAAGUCGCCCGCGUUCACGAGCGCCUGUGAGGGGAUUAAAAGCCGUUCACGCUGUUGAUGUGUUUUUCAAACUGAGAAGAAGAAGCAAGCAGGAGGAAUUACUUCAGUAGAAACUACUGACAUACUAUUGUAAAGAUGGAGUUUGAGGAAGAGCCCUGCAGAAUAAAAGAUGAAGAUACAGAGGAACAAACAGACCCGAUGGAAGUGAAUGAAGACAAACAACAUCAAAAAUCUCAUCAUUUCACAAAUGAAGAAGGAAACACAGUCAUUUCACAGAUUGAAAAGUGUUUCUCACAAAAACGAGCUCGAAAAACUGGAGUCAAAGAAUCUUUCACCUGCACUGAGUGUGGAAAGAGUUUUAGACAAAAAGGAAACCUUACUGUGCACAUGAAAUAUCACAACAGAGAAAAACAGUUCAUAUGUAGUCAGUGUGGAGAGAGUUUCAUGUAUAAAUCAAAGCUCGAAAGACACAUGAGAAUUCACACUAGAGAGAGGCCUUAUACAUGCACUCAGUGUGGAAACCGUUUCAAUUACAAAGGACAAUUAAUCGAUCACAUGAGAAUUCACACUGGAGAAAAACCGUUCAUAUGCACUCAGUGUGGAAGGAGUUUCGCUCAGAAAAAAAACCUUAAUACUCACAUGAGAAUUCACACUGGAGAAAAACCGUUCACAUGCACUCAGUGUGAGCAGAGAUUCGCAUCCAAAACCGCUAUCACCAAACAUCUGCACCGUCACUCUGGAGUGAGGUCCUUCAGCUGUGAUCAGUGUAACAAAACAUUUGUUUUUGAAUAUAACCUAAAAAUACACCUUAAAGUUCAUAGUGGUGUGAAGCCUCACAUUUGUUCUUUUUGUGGAAAGAGUUUUUUGCAUCUGCACUCUUUACAAGAGCAUGAGCGUAUUCAUACUGGUGUGAGACCUCAUGUGUGCUCUGACUGUGGGAAGACCUUUAUUUCAUCCACCAACUUAAAAAUACACAAGAGAAUUCAUACUGGAGAGAAACCGUACAAGUGCUCACACUGUGGAAAGAGAUUCACUCAGUCAGAUUCCUUGAAAAGUCAUGAGAGAAUUCAUACUGGAGAGAAACCUUAUGGGUGCUCACACUGUGGAAAGGGUUUUGCUCGGUCAGAUUCCUUGAAAAUUCAUGAGAGAGUUCAUACUGGAGAGAAACCUUACGGGUGCUCACACUGUGGAAAGAGUUUCACUCAGUCAGAAUCCUUGAAAUAUCAUGAGAGAAUUCAUACUGGAGAGAAACCAUACAAGUGCUCACACUGUGGAAAGAGUUACCCUCAGUCAAAAUCCUUGAAAAUUCAUGAGAGAAUUCAUACUGGAAAGAAACCUUAUGGGUGCUCACACUGUGGAAAGGGUUUUGCUCGGUCAGAUUCCUUGAAAAUUCAUGAGAGAGUUCAUACCGACGAGAAGCCGCCCCAGUGCUCUUAAUGUGAAGAGUUUCGCCAAUCUAUCUAAUCUAUGGACUUGUAUGAAAAAGCAUUGCCUGAAGGUGUCUUAAGUGAACAAAGUUCAUGUUCUGAUUCAUAACUUUCAAGUAAAUAGUUUGAUUUUCAAGGU